AUGAACAGGCAGGAAAUUGAGGAAGCAUAUCAGAAGGAUCUUGAAAUGCAAGCUCUUAUAACGGCUAUUAGAAAAAACCGCUGGCCACGAAAUCAAACUGGUCAUAUUUGUAACGAACUAACAGUUUCAGAUAACGGUAUCAUACAACAAGGAAACCGACUUGUUAUGCCCAAGAAACUACGAAGCCACACAUUAAAUAUUGCACAUGCGCAACACCAGGGUAUCGUGUAAACUAAAACCUUACUUCGAACAAAAGUAUGGUGGCCGGGAAUAGAUCGCGAGGUUGAAACGCUUAUCGCUUCCUGUAUUCACUCUCAAGCUGCAAACAAUUCUAAAAUAUUGGAACCGUUGAAAAUGACCACAAUGCCAUUCAAACCAUCGCAAGUGAUUCAUGGGGAUGUUUGUGGACCAUUCCCCAGUGGGGACUAUCUUUUGGUGUUAAUGGAUAAACAUGCCCGAUUUCCUGAGGUUGAAAUCAUUCGAUUGACUACAACCGCUGUCACUAUUGGAAAACUUGAGAAAAUAUUUUCGGUUCAUGGAUUCCCAAUUGAAUUUGUUAGCGAUGAAUUUAAUUU
Molecule: messenger RNA, 575 nt
Organism: Paramuricea clavata
Lineage: Eukaryota; Metazoa; Cnidaria; Anthozoa; Malacalcyonacea; Plexauridae
Source: the annotation of a GenBank genome assembly